Messenger RNA from Mycena indigotica, 849 nucleotides. RefSeq lists its product as uncharacterized. Lineage: Eukaryota; Fungi; Basidiomycota; Agaricomycetes; Agaricales; Mycenaceae. The coding region runs from base 1 to 849 and encodes 282 amino acids. The transcript is spliced from 4 exons. The record is from RefSeq and is a predicted model, not a curated record.
AUGGUCGCCGCCGCGUUGCCUGCCGCCAACUUCACGCCUUUGGGGGCGUAUGCCUCGAUCCACAAGCCCCAACGCAAGGCACCUUCAUCGCCCACCGACCCGACCGUUGUGCUCAUCUUCGGUUGGAUGUCGGCCUACCCAGUCCACCUUCACAAGUACUGCUCAAUGUACGCUCAAAUCUACCCUGGCGCGACCAUUAUCCUCGUUCCGAGUCACCUCUCGAUAUUCUGGACGCCAUACGCCGCUUUGCGUAACCGGUAUGCGGACCUCAUCGAUGUCCUGGCGGCACAUGGCUACAGGGAGGGCAAGGCGAGAAUUCUAGCGCAUACGUUCUCCAAUGGCGGUGCAUUCCAUCUUGUCGCGCUGAACCGCGCAUUAGAACUGGCCUUCCCGUCCUCCAAACCCAUCCCGCGCUCCCCGUCGCUGUUGGUGCUCGACUCGAAUCCUGCCGCGGAGCGCUUCGACCGGAUCUUCGGCGCGAUCACCUCGCCGAUCAAAAACCCGAUCACCCGGCUCCUUGUCGGUGGGUUUGUCAGCACCGUGUUUGGCUACAUUUGGCUGCAGAAACACGUCCUCCGCCGACCGACGAUUGUCGACAACAUGAUGGACGCGCUCAGACUCGCUAGGGCGAUGCCCUGGAUGGAUAAGAAGACCCCGCGGCUAUAUAUCUACUCCAAGGCGGACAGCGUGAUGCCAUGGACCGACGUUGAUGCUCAUGCCCAGCGAACGGAGCGAGAUGGGAUUGAUGUUAGGUCCGUGUGCUUCGAAGACAGCGCGCAUGUCUCACAUGCUCGGACCCAUCCCGAGGAGUACUGGGCCGCCAUCCAGAACGUAUGGAAGGAGGUUUAA